AUGGAUCUCGUUUGGCUAUUUUGUGAUGGAAACCCACAGCUGUUUUACCAGUUUGUGAACAUGCCAUUUGCAUUUCUUUUUUAUUGUUUAGCCAGGCAAGGACAUCUCUCAGUAAUCAACAGGUAUGUCUAUUUGACUCUGGGAGGAUUCAUCUUUGCUAUUGUAACAGUGGGUCCAUACAGCUUAUUGCUGUUCUUCAGUGCCGUCCUUCUCCUGCUGCUGAUAUAUUGUCUACAGCCAUCCCAUAUUCAUCAGUGGAUGUUGGGACUGCAGAUGUGUUGGCAAACCUUCUGGCACUUGUACAUCCAGUACCAGUUAUACUGGCUUCAAGAGACACCAGACUCCAGGCUAUUACUGGCCAUAUCUGCUCUCAUGUUGAUGACACAGAGGGUUUCUUCUCUAUCACUUGAUCUGCAGGAGGGAACAGUCACUAGUCCCUUUCAAAACAGCAGUCAGGAUCUAUCUGUCCUUAUACCGUUUCUAAGCUACUCACUUAAUUUUCCUGCACUUCUUGGAGGACCACUUUGCAGUUUUAACACUUUUGUGCAGUCUGUUAGGCAAAUGAGUGUGACUCCACCUUUGUCUUCAUAUUUAAGGAGACUUACUUCAAAGCUAUUGCAAGUUUUAGUUUUGGUGUGGAUUAAAUAUCCUCUCAAGGAGCUCUUAAAAUCAAUCACAUUUAGAGUAAACAGCCCUUGCGUUUGUCAAAACAUAAUAUGGAUCUGGAUCCUGUCGCUGCUACUUAAGAUGAAUUAUUAUGCACACUGGAAGGUCAGUGAGUGUGUUAACAAUGCUGCAGGCAUAGGUUUCCAUGGGUACAGUCACAGUGGGAAAAAAUCAUGGGAUGGGUUUUCUGAUGGCAGUCCAUGGGUGACUGAAGCGUUGAGUCGUCCUUCAGCAUUUGCGCGCCAGUGGAACAGAACCACGGCAGUGUGGCUUCGAAGAAUGGUCUUCAAAAGAUCCAACAGAUCUCCACUGUUUAUGACCUUUUUGUUCUCAGCGUGGUGGCAUGGCCUUCAUCCAGGUCAGAUUCUGGGCUUUCUCAUCUGGGCCGUCACCGUGCAGGGGGACUAUAAAAUACAUCACUUCUUGCAUCCAAUGCUUACCUCCAAGUGGAGGAAAUGGCUGUAUGUGUAUAUAAACUGGGCUUUUACUCAACUGACCAUUUCUUGUGUUGUUGUCUGUGUGGAGCUCCAGAGCUUAGAGUCAGUGAAACUGCUCUGGUCUUCAUAUAUCGCUGUGCUUCCACUACUGAGUGUUCUGAUAAUUAUAAUCCUGUGA
Messenger RNA from Sinocyclocheilus anshuiensis, 1281 nucleotides. It is a transcript of the gene mboat4, whose product is annotated as membrane bound O-acyltransferase domain containing 4. The transcript has 3 exons. The record is from RefSeq and is a predicted model, not a curated record. The coding region runs from base 1 to 1281 and encodes 426 amino acids. Lineage: Eukaryota; Metazoa; Chordata; Actinopteri; Cypriniformes; Cyprinidae. Gene Ontology annotation, cellular component: endoplasmic reticulum membrane. Gene Ontology annotation, molecular function: serine O-acyltransferase activity. Gene Ontology annotation, biological process: peptidyl-serine octanoylation; lipid modification.